AUGAAUGAACUGGAGAAGAGGUGGGAAAGUAUGAAACUAACGGAGGAGGAAUCCAAAUGCAUUGAUCUAGACGAUGAGAUACUAGAGGAAUUGAAAAACAAGGAAGACUGUAGUCUGGUAGGGAAAGUGUGGGUGGAGAGAAGCAUUAGUAGGAUGGUGAUAGAAAACACAAUGGCAAAAGUAUGGAGAAUUAGUAGAAAAGCUCAGUUCCAGGAGGUUGGAACAAAUAUGUUUGUUAUGACUUUUGCCAACCAAGCUGACAAACUACGUAUUCUUCAAGGAAGGCCAUGGUUAUUUGAUAACCAGAUGUUUGUGAUAAUGCAGCUGAAUGGAUCUAUCCCUCCACAGAAGAUGGAUUUCAGUAGAGAAAGGAUGUGGAUUCAGUUACACAACUUACCUUUAGCAUGUAUGAAUAAGGAUAGAGGAGUGGUGAUGGGGGAGACUAUUGGUAGAGUGCUGGAAGUGGAGACUCUGGUUGAUGGAAGCGGAUGUGGGUCGUUUCUUAGAAUCCUAACAGAGUUAGAUUUAAAAAAACCAUUAGCUAGGGGAAGAACUAUUACUAUAAAAGGGCAGGUUCUCUGGAUACCUGUUAAAUACGAGAAACUUCCUCAUUUCUGCUUCAGAUGUGGGUGCAUUAUCCACGAUGAGGUAGGUUGCAGGGGAAAGGAUGGGGAGGAAAUACAGUUUGGUGCUUGGAUGAGGGCUGGAGUGAGAGCUAAGUUCCAAAAACAAGGAGAGAGUAGAUGGAGUCCAACUAGAAAUGGAGUCAGCAUAGAGAGAGGGGAAUCAGCUGCUAUAAUGAAGGUGAAGGAGGUUCCACAAGAGCAGACUGUUGAUAAGGGAGGGGUAGAGACUGACUCAGGGUUUGAACAAGGGAGAGAGAUAGGUCAAGAGACUAAAGGAAGUGAAAGGGAAGAGAGUAAUUUGGGUAGUUCACCAACAUUUAAGGGCGUGAAGGAUAUUACUAUAGAGAGUCAGGAAACUUUAAGUGAGGAAGGGAGGGAAGAAAGGAGUUCUCUGAGAGAGGAAGUUGAAAAUAGCAUUAGGGAGACGAGGGGGGGAGGAAAAACCAUAGGAGCCUGGAAGAGAAGAGCAAGAGAACAAGGUGACAAAACAAUUUCUCAUAGUGUCUCCAGCCUUUCAAAGAGAUUAUUUAGUCCAACUGUUGUAGGGAAGGAGGAGGUAAGGGGGAGGAAGAGGCAAAAAAGUACCAGUUGUGAGGUGCUUGAAGAGUCACAACUUUUGGUGGAGGCUGGUGGACAGCCCCACCAAUCAUUAUGA
This is a messenger RNA of Juglans regia (Persian walnut), 1281 nucleotides long. RefSeq lists its product as uncharacterized. NCBI's taxonomy places the organism in Eukaryota, Viridiplantae, Streptophyta, Magnoliopsida, Fagales, Juglandaceae. The transcript has a single exon. The record is from RefSeq and is a predicted model, not a curated record. The coding region runs from base 1 to 1281 and encodes 426 amino acids.